This is a messenger RNA of Boeremia exigua, 771 nucleotides long. RefSeq lists its product as uncharacterized. The transcript has a single exon. The record is from RefSeq and is a predicted model, not a curated record. Lineage: Eukaryota; Fungi; Ascomycota; Dothideomycetes; Pleosporales; Didymellaceae. The annotation marks the transcript as partial.
CCUCCCGUCAAUUUGGUCCUCGGCCAACAGAAUCCUAAUUCCUUAUACUUUUCUCGGCGCUUUUACAACCUGCCACAAGAAGCUGGCGCAAAAGGUGCUUCCGAUACCUUAGAAGAUAGUCUUCUCUACGCUCCUGAACUCGACCCACAAGUCUUUGAUAUGUACAAAACAUACACUCAUACCGGGAAGAUUGAUUUCAAGUUGCCAGGAAACAUCAAGGCAGAUCACAUAUGGAUUGCGUGUUGGCCUCUCAUGAAUGCAUUUACGCUAGGCUGUGUCAUAAAAGAACCUAUCUUCGCUGAUACGGUGAUCGACAUGUUGGUCAAAAAGCUGACAGUAGGUGUUCAACCAGACGAAGAAACUGUGAAGCAUUUGUUCGGCGCUGGAAAAGACAUACCUGAUGCACUGAAAGGACUUGCUAUCGACCGAUUCCUUGACGCUCAACAGCAGUCCUCUACGCUUCUCGACACCUCUAACUACCCAAAGCCGUUCGAGCUUCUCGCUCUACAAACUGCAUUACGACGCUUGUCCUGUGACCACAGCACGACAGUUACACCGGGCUGCAAAUAUCAUACUCAUGGUACAGAGAGAGCUUGCUACAGGAUUAAGCCCACACCGGACGAGAUAUUGAAAGCGCGUGAGAUACUGAAAGCGCGCAAGCAUGCAGAAGCUCGCCUGGCUUCUGCUCAAGACGCGAAGUUCGUCAAAGCGAACAUUUUGCGCAACGGAGUCGACAGUAUCGACUGGGCGCAGGGCAGGGUGGAUGCCAAU